AUGAAAUUCAGUUCUCAGUUAAAUUCCUGAGAAUAUCAUCAGGAACAAAAAGGGGUUCUAUCCUUCCUCCCCCAAUUCUCACGGAUACAUCUCUCUUCACUCCUAACCGAUCCGCUGCCGCCGCUGCCACACACUUCUUCCUCCUCUGACCAGCCGAGAAAUGGUACUGAUGAUCAGGUAGCAGCAGCAGCAGCAGCAGCAGCCAGCAGACAUGCAAAGCCCCAACAACAACCACCACCAGCAAGCACAGAACAGCAGCCACACAUCAACCACCCGCUCCUCUGAUUCCGGUGAGCCCUCCGCACCCAACAACAAAUGGGCCUCCACGCUUCUAAAAGAAUGUGCCAAAGCCAUCUCCGACAAGGACUCCACCAAAAUCCACCACCUUCUAUGGAUGUUAAACGAGCUGGCAUCCCCGUACGGCGACUGCGACCAGAAAUUAGCCUCUUAUUUCCUCCAAGCCCUCUUCUGUAAAGCCACCGAGUCGGGGCAAAGGUGCUACAAAACCCUAACUUCGGUGGCAGAGAAGAGUAACUCAUUUGAUUCCGCCAGAAAAUUGAUUCUCAAGUUCCAGGAGGUCAGUCCAUGGACCACUUUUGGUCACGUCGCUGCAAAUGGUGCAAUCCUAGAGGCCCUAGACGGCGAAAAAAAUCUUCACAUCAUUGAUAUAAGCAACACUCUUUGCACUCAAUGGCCGACCUUGCUAGAAUCUCUGGCCACCAGAACCGACGAAACCCCUCACCUGAAACUCACCGUGGUUGUGACGGCCAGUACUGUAAAAUCCGUCAUUAAGGAAAUUGGUCAAAGAAUGGAGAAGUUCGCUAGGCUAAUGGGUGUGCCUUUUGAGUUUCAUGUAAGAAGUGACUACUUAGGUGAACUGACUAAGGAAAAACUCUGUGUUUCCGAAGAUGAAGCUAUUGCAAUAAAUUGUAUUGGCGCCUUAAGAAGAGUUGCAGUCGAGGAAAGGUCCUCCGUGAUUGAGUUAUUCCGCUCUCUCAAUCCAAAGGUUGUGACUAUUGUAGAAGAAGAAGCUGAUUUUUCCAGCAACAGAGAUGAUUUCGUCAAGUGUUUCGAAGAGUGUCUCAGAUUUUACACGUUGUACUUCGAGAUGUUAGAGGAGAGUUUUAUGCCGACAAGUAAUGAAAGGUUAAUGCUUGAACGGGAGUGCUCAAGAAGUAUUGUUAGGGUUUUGGCAUGUGAGCUUGAAGAAAACAUUGAAGGAGAGUGUGCAGAGAGAAGGGAGAAAGGAAGCCAAUGGUCGGAGAGGAUGAAGGCAGCGUUUUCUCCGGUGGGGUUCAGCGAUGACGUGGUGGACGAUGUGAAGGCGUUGCUGAAGAGGUAUAGAGCCGGGUGGGGGCUAAUGCAGGGAGAUGGUCAUGAGGAUCAAACAGGACUUUAUUUGACAUGGAAAGAGGAAGCAGUGGUGUGGGCAUCAGCAUGGAAAUGAAGAACCCUAGAGAAAUUGGGCAAAAGGGGUUAAGAUUUUUAGCAUUGAAUUUUAUGCCCAAAGGAUGAAAAGAAGAUGAAGCAAUAUAUAGUCAUGGAGGUUUAGUUUUCAUGCACGGCUUUGGAUUUGCUCUUAUGUCCACUUUUCUUGUGCUUUUUUAUGCUUUGGAGUUUGUGUUGCUUCUUUUCUGCUUUAGCAGAUUAUAACAUAUAUUCUUGUUUGAAGGUGUAAUUGCAUAUGGAAUAGAGGUGUGCUUCUGUC
This is a messenger RNA of Rubroshorea leprosula, 1708 nucleotides long. The record is from the annotation of a GenBank genome assembly. NCBI's taxonomy places the organism in Eukaryota, Viridiplantae, Streptophyta, Magnoliopsida, Malvales, Dipterocarpaceae.